UCUGUGUCUCUCUCUUCUGACGCUGGCUCAGAGUACUGCUGAUGCCUCCAUACUCACUACCCAGGAAAUGCCCCAGUCUGGAUCUGUGUGUAUGGUUGUGUGUGUGUGCGUGCAUGUGUUUGUUUGAGGAAUAGCUGCCAGAACAUUAGCCUGCAGUGCUCUGAGUGCCAGAAGCUUUAGGGUUGUGUGCAGAAUGGAUGUGAGGUUGAAUGGGAAUUGAUGAGUUUGUAUGGGACUGCAUUAGAUGACACUCUAAGCGUGUAUCAUUUUGCUAUGAGCUCAGAUGUAAAAUAUGAACCCCUGUCUCCUCUCCAAGUAUCUAGCAGUUGUGCCAGCCGAAAUUCUUUUCAGUCUCUGCUUCAUCCUCCCAGUUGUGUCGUCUCCAACAGAACUACACACGCUAAAUAUCUUAUGUUAUCUGCAAGCUCUGUGGUUCUACAGAUAUUUUUAAGCCAUCAUGCAACCACUGUUGUUCCAUAUUACAUUUUUAUAUAUUUUGGUUUGUGUAACUACAUAAUGUUUUCUAACCGGGUGUUGUUCUAACCUUGUUGGUCCCUGAUUUUCCUACUAAAAAUGUUUAAUCACGGUUGCUGUCUGCCAUGCUUUUACUGUUGGUUACUAUUUAAAGCUUCAAUCGAUUAAAACAUGUUUUACUGACAUGCAACUCGCAGUGACAGUAUUGUUUGUUUUAAACCAUCCGAAUAAAACGAGUUGACAACGACAAAUUGAUGGUAGUUACUUUACCCUCCGUUUGUUUAGCGUCGUUGCCAUGGUGAUGUGCUUUACCCCGUGCACUUGGAGCGGUUAGUCGCUCCAAGUAAAAGGGUUAGUAAGUGCUUUACUCGGGUAAAAUUACAGUUGUGGCCACCGAAAUGGAUUUACCGUUUUCAUAUUACGGGAAUCUUGAUAAAAGGAACCCAGUUGUUUCGGCCUUCGAACGGGACAUCGCCUCGUUUACAACGUUGAUGAGACGAGUCGCUUCUUCGAACUACCACGAUAACGGCUCUCACGCUAAAGGGAUUCAAAUCUUGGUGGAGAUUUGGAAAAAGUACAAACAACGACUGCCUUCGAAGUUUUACCUGGAGCGCAUGUUGCAGAUUGCUGACUUUCUUUUUGAAAUAAAGUUGUACCAAACUGCUUUUUGGCAAGGAUACAGUCUCCACCUGCAACAGUUCAACUCAGUGAAAAUAACGGACAUCACAGAUGUGGACCACUUCAUGUCCUCUUUCUUCCCAGAAGGUUUUGAUACAGAUGCCUUUGCCCUGAAGAUCCGUGCAAUGCAUGGCUGUGCCUUGUGUAUGUUUGAGCGGGAGAAAAGGCACACUGCUCUCAGCCAGAAGGGCCUCUGUGAACUGUUGCGUGUGCUGAACUUCAUCAGGAUUAUGAUGCAGUCGUUGCAGCCACAUGAGCAUCUCUGCCAGCAAAUAUAUAAUGGUUCAUUACUCAUCUACAACAUCUGCCGUUACUUGAUGACCAUGAAUUGUAGUGCUCAGGCACUGGAGUACCUUCUAUGGGCAAGCAUCAGUUUGGAGCUGUCCAUCACUCUGAUGUCUGCUAAGUAUCUACCUUUGAUUGUCACACUCUACUGUGCCGUCUGCCACUGUUACUAUGACAACCAGGCUGGUUCUCAGGCGGAGAAAUUUGCCAGGAGAGCUCUUGGAAAAAUCAACGAGUUAGCAAAACUAGAGGAGCAGAAUAAACUUCCUGCCUCCAGAGAGACUCACAGAGCUUACAAAGAAGCCUCUAUCAAGCUAGCUUCCAUGAUGUUCAAGCAUGCAGUAUUUGAGGCCAGAAGAAGACCAAAACACAUCCGGAGAAUUAAAAGCAAAAACACGUUGAAGGACAUACCCAAUGGGCCAUGGCCUUGUAAUACAACAGAGCGCAUACUAAUGGCGCUGUUUGAUAGCAGUCCAGCGCAGCUCUUGGGCAUCUUAGAGACACUUUGGGACAGCACCAGACGCCCCCUACAGUCAAGGAUGCCAGAUGAACCAGAGCGGCAGGAGGUGACCCUGGAACUCCUGUCUGCUGGCAUGAGUAUAUUAUCUGGAACCUCAACUACUGGUGAGUCUCUUGUGAGUCUCAGUGCACUGACACCAACAUCCACACUAAUGGAUCUGGCCAUUGCAGGAGAGAACAAAGUACCCAUCAGGUCUGCCAUGCGGUUUAUUAAGAUCUUGUUUCGGUACAAGCAGACAGAUGCUUUCACCGACCUUGCCAGAGAGAUGCAGCAGGUUCUGUCUUGUGUAGAAGGUCAUUCAUUCGAGAAGGAAAAGCUGGAGCUCGCUUUGCUUGUCAGCUUCAAUCGUUUGCUGUCUUCCCAGAGGAGCCAUCCUAGACAAGACAACACAAUUGAUGAUACACAGAAGUCUUCAUUCUCGAUGGGCGAUGAGUUCAUUGACCUGGUAGACAACCUGCACAAGUCUGUCUGUGUCUCUGCUCUUGAGGUGCAGUCAGAUGAGGAUUUGGUUUUGGAUGUUGUGUUAUUUCUGUGGGGUGAAGUGAAGCUGGUGAUUCCGAGGGAUCAGCUACAAAACCUACAGUUUACACACUACCAUGAGAAGGUUGAUAAUUAUGAAAAGUGGCUGUGGUGUCUGUUUAUGUUGUGUGAGGUGGCUCAUGCCUUUGACCUGGCUGCUGUUGACUGCAUAAUGACGGCAGAGAUGAUUCAAACACUGGCUGUACUGCUUGAGAGUGCAGCUGAACGCAGUAAUCAAAGUAGAGGACCUUGUGAAUCAGACUGUGAGGGUGGUAAUCCAAGCUCUUUCUCUCUGCUUGAGAGUUCAAGCACAGAGCUGCUUCAGAGAGUGUGUGAGGUGGUCGAUAAGGGUCUUGAAGCUCUGGCAAAGGCUGUUGCUACAAUGCUGCCCCAAGAUCGCUCAGCAAUCAUUGACUCUGCCUACAUGCAGAGAUUUUUUCCUCUCCCACCAUCUACUCCCUCCUUAUUUUUUCCGACGUCAUCAGAGGAGGGAAAUGUGGAAAAUGAAAUAAGUCACAAAAAGGAAGAAAUCAAAACUACGGCAGAAUCCGAUAACAGAACCUCUCGAUACAGCCAGUCCUCACAAGCGUUCCUGCUGGCCACACACUUUCAUCUAGAGCUUGUCAUCAUCCACCACAGGGCUUCCCUCAAGUUAGUGCAGCUGAAUGCAGUUGCAGAGUCUGAGCUGUUGGAUCGGAUCAAGAAGAACAAGGUGUCCAAAGCCAUUUUUCUGAUGCAGAAAGCCUUUCUGGCGUACAACACCAUGGAGCCAAAUCGCAGCAACCAAACCCAGAGUCUGCUAGAGGAGGCCUCCACACUAAUAGAGAAGGCCGGGGUGGAAGAGAGAAAACUGUAUUCCUCCACCACGCCUAAGACUCCAGCUGAAAGCAAAGAUAAAAGGAAGAAGGAAAAGGAAGAAAACUCACCACCUCCCCCUAUCUUGCUGUCACGCACAGACCGCUCCUUAACCUUUUCCCCAGCACCUUAUAACUUGGAGGGCCAGGUAUGCUGGUACCAGCUCUGUGGCCGUGCAGCUGAGGGCCUCAACCAGAAAGUCCGCCUCGGAGACUGCAGCCUGCAAGGAACUGGGAAUAUGGUACCCGCAGUAUCUGAUGAGUGCGUGCUGAAAGUGGAGGGGCUGGAGCCCAACCAGAAGUAUGUGUUUGCAGUAGCAGCCUACAACUGCCAGGGCGAUCUUAUGGGCAACACCAUAGGAGGGUCAACAUCUCCAUUGUUGGCCUCCCUGCCGGUAUCACUGCUUUACACGUGGGCUCACUUGGCACAGGUGGCAUUUCAAACAGAGCAGUAUGCUGUAGCAAAGAGAGCCUGCCGAGAGCUGUGGAUCCACUAUACCUACACUGACCCUGGGUCCCAGGGCAUACGGGACAGACUGGCUAUCACAGGGCUGCGUGUCGAGACCUUGCAACGCUCCUCUCCUUACUUGUGUCAGUUGGUCCUAACUUCUAUCUUCAUUGAGUCAGAGAUCAACAUUCAGCAGGAAUCCCUCUAUUGUGACUCAUUCAGUGAGAACGGGCUGUUUAUCUGGGAACAGGAAGCCAGACUGGCAGAGUGUGAGCGGAUGUUGGUGGCCAUGGACCUGGCAAUGUGGCUGAAUGACGGUAGUGCUGCAGUGCAAGCUGUAGUUAGCUGUUAUGGCUUCCUUGCUCCUCUAAUAUUCCAUCAGAUCGCUUGCAACCCUGUUGUACAGGUGCUAAAAAAAUGUUUGACAGUUUUGGAAGAGAAUGCAGGUCUUCUCAAACAGAAAUUGAUUGGAAACACCUCAGAGUUCUUUAUGCACAUGAUAGCCUGCAUCACCUACUACCUACCCAAGGCCUUACAUGUGCUCAGGGAGCAUGAGAUGGCUUCUGCGGUGUUGGACGGUGGUCGAAGGCUGCUCCAAGAGAUCUAUGAGGCUCAGCUGCAGAUCAGUAGACUUACUGCCAAAGCUGUGGGUUCUAAGACCAAUAAUGCUACAAUCAAGGGUGAAAUAAAGCUAAAUCUUUGGCUUAAAGCACUGCAUUGGAAGAACAAGAAAACAAACGCAACUGAAGCAGCUCUCGUGGAAGACGAUGAUAUUUUACGCUCACUAUCUGGCGCUGAGGACCCCACCGUAUUGUAUGAUGUGUUGUCCAAGAGCAGAUUAAAAAACGCCUACGUAAAAGUGAUGAAGCUCAGACACAAGGUAUAUUUUAUUGAGUUUGCGGCACUAAUCCUGCAGAGAGCCAUGGAAGAAGGCCAUCCGAACCUUGUGUUAAAGUGGGGACAAACCAUGUUGGAAUUUUUAUCCAGUAGGGACAGGGUGUUGGGAAUGUCCAAAAAACAUCUGGAGCGAAACAGUCAGACUAAAGGAAGAAGUAGUGCUCAGGCUGCAAAAGGAAAUCAACCGCCAGAGAGCACAACUUCUAACAAUGACGCAAGGAAGAAACUCCAAAAGAUGCCUCACAGCAUGCUCCAGAGAGUGAGAACUAACAGGGAAAAGCAGGCUGUGGAGAACAUGCUAACCACAAUGUCGUCCGUGGUGCAACGCCACAAGAAACAGCUUGACCUGAGGAGGGUUUGCUGUGGGGAGCAAGUGUGGAAGUCUCAACUCAACUACAGCAUGGCCGUAGCUCAUUUAGCACUGCUUUACCAGGGCCUGGACCAGCUGCAUCAGCUGCACGCAGGAGCCCUGCAGCAGAGCUACAACCAGUUAAAUCCAUUAUUUUUCUCUCUGGCCUACACUGGUGUUCUGGUUCGGAGGAACCCACAGCAACGGAGAUCGUCCAAAAAUGAGCCUGUCUCAGGGAGAGACUCCUCCCUUGCCGGUAUUCAGGAAUGCGUGGCUACACACAAAGAGAGGAAUGAAAAAGAGGGAGUCAGAGUGGACGACUCUGUCACAGAGGAGAGUUGUGAAGAGGGAGAGGUCUCUCAAAUGGUGGAACAGCAGAUUGAGACACACAGAUGCACUGCAGCCUUGCUGCUGGAGUCACUUAACAAAGCUGCUUUACAUUUCCAAAGAGCCAUGGUGUUGGCGCAUCGUGGCAGCCACUGGACAACUCUAAAGUCUGUGUGUCAGACCGUGUGGGACCAAAGCUGCAGAAUCACUGUCCUAGUACAGAGAGCUGCUCAGCAUGCAUCUCCCUCCUCCAUCACACCAGACCAGCUGCAAAGCACCUUCACUACCCCACUACUAGUGCUGGCUACUGACCUAAUGAUGGACAUGCUGAACAUACUUGGGCUGUGGAGUUUGUAUGACAGAGACUUCACUGAGGAAGAACUUGAGUCCAGUCUACACUUCUCAGCACCACUGGAUAACAGAACCCAAGUGGACCUGCGCUGGGUUCGCACCCUGGUUUUGCAGACUCUGGAGCAUCUCCAUGACUGUGGCAAAUGGGAAAGCCUGGCUCACUUUGCCUUGGUUUUCAACUCAUACACACGGGAACGUUAUGCCUUGAUCAUAACUCCCCUGCUAGUCCAUGCUCAGAGGCGACUGCUUGAAAGAAUAAGUUCUUUUGGAGGACCUACAGUCCCUCAACCACACCAUAUCAAGACACAGAAGGUCACUGGCAAGGAGGUAACCAACAGGAGCUAUGCAGACACACAACUGCUCAUUGGGUGUCAGCAACCGACCAUUCCCAGAAAAGCAGCACUCACAAACUCCACUCCUCGUGGCACAGUUGACCUUAAAGGUGCAGAGAUACAGCACUCCAUGUCCCGUGUGUGCGUUCCUCUGGAUGUAGGAGACACACUUAGCUGUUACCGCCAAGCUCUUGAGAGAAGGCCACAUUGUCUUCACGUCUUUCAGCAUAGUCGCUCCUUACUGCUGCAACUUCUUGCAUUCACAAAGCCCAUCUCUGAUUUCAGUCCCUUAGUAAUGCCUUGUCCAAGCAUCCAACCUAGAGACCUGACGGAGGAGAACUACAGUGAUCCAAAUGCUCUCUACACCCUCCCCAUCAGCCCAGACUGCAUGACGACCGUCUGUGCUGCAUACUCCACCUCCAUUAAGUAUCUCCAAGCCAACAAUCAAGACUCCCUCACAGUUCUGGCACUGCAUGAAUUGGGAAACCUAAUGUUCUACGAUGGAAACACACGGGGAGCACACUUACACUGGAGUAAAGCAGUUGAUUGUGCCUUACAGAGCUCAGGUGCUGUAAAGAAAUGGGAUGGCAUGUCCUUUGGGAGUUGCUCAAUGCAACAAACCCUAAAAGAAGUUGGCAUUUGGGGAUGUCUACAAGCUGCGGGACUCACUGCUAAGAUUGCACGGUAUAUCUUAACAGCUGAUACCAGCGAGCGGACCAAGUGCUGUCUCAUGUCUGCACAUCUCUUUAAGUGUGUGCUGUGUUGCUCCCUGGCUCACCCCCAAGACGACCUCCGGUACGCUUCUCACAGCAUUGGAGAUGAACUGCUCCCUGGAGUUGACCUUUUCUCCGAACCCCACCGGGUUCACCUCAGCACCACUGUAACCAGCCUUAACUUCAUCUGCCACUGGCUUUUCACUACAGGCUACUACAUUACGCUAUUGCCCAUGCUAGCCCUUUAUCUUCAUUUUGUGGGGAGUGUGUGCAGAGAUUUCCAACGCACCGUUGAGGGGAAAAUACUUAAGAUUCGUGCCCUUACUGAACUGUGUCUGUUCACUGAAGCUGUAAAGGAGACAGUUGAGCUCACACAAAGCUCAGGGGUCCUUCUGCCCCAUGGACACAACAUUAUCAAAAACAAUCUCCAGCCUGCAAAGAUGUUUUACAGCAACAAGUCUCUCCUGGAAAAUUAUGAGGCUUUGGAGGAACUUUUGAACUGUGACUUUGCUCCAGAGGUCCCAUCAGUGUAUGGACCCACAUUGUGCCUCAGAGUCAACCUAGCUCGUAUUCAACUAGUCCUGGCACUCAGUGGCACCGUACAUGGCUCUCCUGUCCCAGAUACGGUUGAAAGAGACGCUUCUGCGAACAUAACAAGUUGUAACAACUCAAAAUCUCAUGAAGAGGGCAGAUCGGACCCUGGAGCCUUUCGUCUAAAGACAGAAGAGCUGAAAGUGCUGACCCUUGAUAAAGAAAAGGAAAAUCUUGUGCCAGGAAGAAUAAAGUUCCUUUUACUAGAAGGAGCAUCCCACUGGUUGCAUUCUGUUUUGCGUCAGCUGAAACGUCAGUCCUGUAAUAAAAUGGAGAACCUGGAACUCUUAGUUGAGUCCAAGCUUCUAAAGGCCAAUCUAAACCUGCAGCAAGGAAAUGCUGCAAAUAGUUCCAAGAUGGCAAUUUCAGCUUUGGUGCUACUGCAGACAUGUCCAGUGAUCAUGAGAGGAAUCCGACUUAUCUCUCCAAAACCUGCAUCUGAGAUGCCACAUGCCCUGACUGGAAUGGAACAGGGCUCUCAAGGUUGCAGUGUGUCAAAGCUGCAGUGGAGUGGAGAGUGGCCUAAGGAAGUUGAGGCCAGUGAGAGAAUUGGGGUUUCUCUUUGGCUUCGGUGCCGCCUAGCCCUGGUCCACAGCCUGGCUGCACUGAUUCCUGGCGCUGCUGAACCUUUCCCAGGUAAGAACCUUAAUGAGGAAGCAGCAUCGGUCUUACGGGAGGGACUUGGUGAAUGUGCGCGAUGGGGAGACCUGGAUAUUCAGGCCCUCUUGAUGGUUGAAGAUGCCAAAUUCAAAGCAAAGAGAGGCAAUACUGAAGAAAGCAAGGCAAAGCUUAAGGAAGCUGUUGCUUUGCUGUCCGGAUGUACAUUCAUGCCACCAAGGUCUAUAGUGACUCUGGCUCGGGCCACUUUCCUUCUCUGUGACCUGAGAGGAGUACACAGCAUCCCACUUCUUGAACUGACACAGAAACUUUUGAAAAAGCAGCUGUGUGUUUUGGGUCAGAGUUGGGUAUUGGAUGAUGGAAAAACGUUUUCUACUUCUGGACCCUUUAACAUCUACCUACCUUACCUUAACCUACUGGAUCAGACAACUGUGCAAAUGGAUCAAAUCCUGGAUUGUAGCGGAAGGCAAAUACCAAUCCCUGCCCAGUCAUCACAAUCCAGCACCAGGCAGCAUUCAAACCAGUCAGGCCAGAUUGGGAUGGAAUCGAAAAGCACCAGUUUCAUCUCUGUAAAUCCAAAGUAGCAGCAGUUCAGCCUCACAUGCUCAGCCAGAUAAGCAGAGUGGAAUUGCACUCUUAAUGCACUCAACGUUAUGCUUUCAAUCCAUCUUUAGGUGACAGUCUCUUUUGACUUGACUAACAAAUACAAUAUUUUUGUUAUGUUUUUCUUUUUUAUUGUUUUUGGAUCCUGAAGAAGAGAAAGAAUAACUUUUGUUGAUUUUAGAAAUAAAUCGAUGGUGAAAUGAAUAAAGUCUCUUAUUGAAG
Molecule: messenger RNA, 8781 nt
Organism: Gasterosteus aculeatus aculeatus (three-spined stickleback)
Lineage: Eukaryota; Metazoa; Chordata; Actinopteri; Perciformes; Gasterosteidae
Gene: cfap54
Product: cilia and flagella associated 54
Biological process (GO): cilium assembly
Molecular function (GO): protein binding
Source: RefSeq, a predicted model, not a curated record